Molecule: messenger RNA, 6288 nt
Organism: Camelus dromedarius (Arabian camel)
Lineage: Eukaryota; Metazoa; Chordata; Mammalia; Artiodactyla; Camelidae
Gene: TCHH
Product: trichohyalin
Exons: 3
Coding region: 73-5223 (1716 amino acids)
Biological process (GO): intermediate filament organization
Molecular function (GO): transition metal ion binding; calcium ion binding
Source: RefSeq, a predicted model, not a curated record
GCGGUGUCAGCGAGCACUUAACUUCUCCCUCUGGUGAAGUGGGUUUCCUUGAACUUGAAGAAAGAAAAAAAAAUGUCUCCACUUCUGAGAAGCAUCUUUGAAAUCACUAAAAUUUUCAAUCAGUAUGCCUCACAUGAUUGUGAUGGGGCAGCCCUAAGCAAGAAAGACCUGAAGAACCUCCUUGAGAGAGAAUUUGCAGAUGUCCUUCGGAGGCCACACGACCCGGAGACAGCAGAUCUGAUUCAGGAACUUCUGGAUCGCGACUGUAACGGGCUUGUCGAUUUCAAUGAAUUCCUCCUGUUCGUCUUCAGGGUGGCUCAAGCUUGUUACUACGCGCUCGGCCAGGCCGCGGGGCUCACUGAGAAAGGGGUCAAGAGUGAGGGAAAGGGGAACCUGUUACAAGAUCGCAGGAGGGAAGCCCAAAGGAGAUUCGAGCCCCAGGACAGCCAACUGGAAGGAAAAUGCCGACUGAAAAGGCAGGAACAGGAGAAGGAGCUCGCUGAGGAAGAGGAGCAGAGGGAGAAGCAAGAGAGACGUGAGCGGAGGCUGCAAAGGCGAGAACGAGAAGAUCGUGGUAAGGAGGAAGAGCAGCUGCUGAGGCGCAAGGGUUGGGAGCCGGAGGAGUUUUCUGACCUAGAGCAGGGGCGAGAGAGGCAGGAGCAGCGGGAGCGACAGCGCCUCCGGGAGGAGCAGCGCGAGCGCCAGGAAGAAGAGCAGCUGCAAAGGCCGGAGCGCCAAGAGCUGAAGAGGGAGCGCCUGGAGGAAGAGCAGGAGCUGCAAAGGCAGAGGCGCGGGCGCGAAGAGUCGCGCUGGGAGCAGGAGCUGCGGCGCGAGCAGGAAGAGGCCAAUGAACAGGGCGAGCGACGCACCCUGAGGUGGCGGUGGCAGGUGGAAAGCGAGGCUGAGGCCCGUCAGAGCAAAGUCUACUCCAGGCCCCGCAGGCAAGAGGAGCAGAGACGCCUCCAGGAGCAGCAGGAGGAGCAGCUGAGGGCGGAGAGGCGCCAGGAACGCGAACAGCGGGAGGAGGAGGAGCAGCGCCGCCAGCGACUCUCAAGGGAGCGGGAGCAGCUGUUCCGUGAGCAGGAGCAGAGCCUCCAGGUGGAUCGGGAGAGGCAGCGCCGCAAGGAGGAGCAGCGCCGAGACCAAAACUGCAGGUGGCAACUAGAGGAGGAAAGCCAGAGGCGCUGCCACACACUGUACGCCAAGCCGGCUCAACGAGAGCAGCUGAGGGAGGAGGAGCAGCUGCAGAGAGAGCAACUCGAGAAGAGGAGGCGCCAGGAGCGCGAGAGGCAGCGUCGCGAAGAGGAGCUGCAGAGGGAGAAAGAGCAGCUACUGAGAGAGGAAGAGAAGAGGAGGCGUCAGGAGCUCGACAGACAUUAUUUAAAGGAGGAGGAGCUGCAGCGAGAGGAAGAACAGCUGCUGAGACGGGAGCGCGAGAGACAAUAUCGCGGAGAGGAGGUGCAGCGCCUGGACAGGAAGCGGCAAUUCCGAGACGAGGAUCGGCAGCAGGAUCUGAAAUGGCAGCGGCAACUAGAAGAAGAAAAUGAAGUUCGUAAUAACAGGGCUUACUCCAAACGCAGAGAAAAUGAAGAAAAGAUCCGACAACUAGAAGAUUCCCAGGUGCGGGAGAGGCAGUUUCGGCAAGAUCGGUUGCCCCUGAAGUAUGAACAGGAAGAGAGAGAAGGAGAGCAAGAGAGGAGGAGCAAGCAGCAGCGCGACCGGCAGUUCCCAGCUGAAGACCUGCUGGAGCGAGAGCAGCAAAAGGAAGCCAAAAGGCGAGACAGGAAGUUCCGGGAGGAAGAGCAACUGCUGAGAGAAGAAAUAGAAGAGAAAAGACGCCGUCAGGAAGAAGACAGAAAGUUCCGUGAGGAGGAACAGCUGCGCCGCCAGGAGCGCGACAGAAAGUUCCGUGAGGAGGAACAGCUGCGCCGCCAAGAGCGCGACACAAAGUUCCGUGAGGAGGAGCGGCUCCUGCAGCAAGAGGAGGAACAGCUGCGCCGCCAGGAGCGCGACAGAAAGUUCCGUGAGGAGGAACAGCUGAGCCGCCAGGAACGCGACAGAAAGUUCCGUGAGGAGGAGAGGCUCCUGCAGCAAGAGGAGGAACAGCUGCGCCGCCAAGAGCGCGACAGAAAGUUCCGUGAGGAGGAGCGGCUCCUGCAGCAAGAGGAGGAACAGCUGAGCCGCCAAGAGCGCGACAGAAAGUUCCGUGAGGAGGAGCAGCUCCUGCAGCAAGAGGAACAGCUGCGCCGCCAGGAGCGCGACAGAAAGUUCCGUGAGGAGGAACAGCUGCGCCGCCAGGAGCGUGACAGAAAGUUCCGUGAGGAGGAACAGCUGCGCCGCCAAGAGCGCGACACAAAGUUCCGUGAGGAGGAACAACUGCAGGAAGAGAAAGAACAGCUGCGCCGCCAGGAGCGCGACAGAAAGCUCCGUGAGGAGGAGCGGCUCCUGCAGCAAGAGGAGGAACAGCUGCGCCGCCAGGAGCGCGACAGAAAGUUCCGUGAGGAGGAACAACUGCAGGAAGAGAAAGAACAGCUGCGCCGCCAGGAGCGCGACAGAAAGUUCCGUGAGGAGGAACAGCUGCGCCGCCAGGAGCGCGACAGAAAGUUCCGUGAGGAGGAACAGCUGAGCCGCCAGGAACGCGACAGAAAGUUCCGUGAGGAGGAGAGGCUCCUGCAGCAAGAGGAGGAACAGCUGCGCCGCCAGGAGCGCGACAGAAAGUUCCGUGAGGAGGAGCGGCUCCUGCAGCAAGAGGAGGAACAGCUGCGCCGCCAGGAGCGUGACAGAAAGUUCCGUGAGGAGGAACAACUGCAGGAAGAGAAAGAACAGCUGCGCCGCCAGGAGCGCGACAGAAAGUUCCGUGAGGAGGAACAGCUGCGCCGCCAGGAGCGUGACAGGAAGUUCCGUGAGGAGCAGCUCCUGCAGCAAGAGGAGGAACAGCUGAGCCGCCAGGAACGCGACAGAAAGUUCCGUGAGGAGGAGAGGCUCCUGCAGCAAGAGGAGGAACAGCUGCGCCGCCAGGAGCGCGACAGAAAGUUCCGUGAGGAGGAACAACUGCAGGAAGAGAAAGAACAGCUGCGCCGCCAGGAGCGCGACAGAAAGCUCCGUGAGGAGGAACGGCUGCGCCGCCAGGAGCGCGACAGAAAGUUCCGUGAGGAGGAGCGGCUCCUGCAGCAAGAGGAGGAACAGCUGAGCCGCCAGGAGCGCGACAGAAAGCUCCGUGAGGAGGAGCGGCUCCUGCAGCAAGAGGAGGAACAGCUGCGCCGCCAGGAGCGCGACAGAAAGCUCCGUGAGGAGGAACGGCUGCGCCGCCAGGAGCGCGACAGAAAGUUCCGUGAGGAGGAGCGGCUCCUGCAGCAAGAGGAGGAACAGCUGAGCCGCCAAGAGCGCGACAGAAAGUUCCGUGAGGAGGAGCAGCUCCUGCAGCAAGAGGAACAGCUGCGCCGCCAGGAGCGCGACAGAAAGUUCCGUGAGGAGGAACAGCUGCGCCGCCAGGAGCGUGACAGAAAGUUCCGUGAGGAGGAACAGCUGCGCCGCCAAGAGCGCGACACAAAGUUCCGUGAGGAGGAACAACUGCAGGAAGAGAAAGAACAGCUGCGCCGCCAGGAGCGCGACAGAAAGCUCCGUGAGGAGGAGCGGCUCCUGCAGCAAGAGGAGGAACAGCUGCGCCGCCAGGAGCGCGACAGAAAGUUCCGUGAGGAGGAACAACUGCAGGAAGAGAAAGAACAGCUGCGCCGCCAGGAGCGCGACAGAAAGUUCCGUGAGGAGGAACAGCUGCGCCGCCAGGAGCGCGACAGAAAGUUCCGUGAGGAGGAACAGCUGAGCCGCCAGGAACGCGACAGAAAGUUCCGUGAGGAGGAGAGGCUCCUGCAGCAAGAGGAGGAACAGCUGCGCCGCCAGGAGCGCGACAGAAAGUUCCGUGAGGAGGAGCGGCUCCUGCAGCAAGAGGAGGAACAGCUGCGCCGCCAGGAGCGUGACAGAAAGUUCCGUGAGGAGGAACAACUGCAGGAAGAGAAAGAACAGCUGCGCCGCCAGGAGCGCGACAGAAAGUUCCGUGAGGAGGAACAGCUGCGCCGCCAGGAGCGUGACAGGAAGUUCCGUGAGGAGCAGCUCCUGCAGCAAGAGGAGGAACAGCUGAGCCGCCAGGAACGCGACAGAAAGUUCCGUGAGGAGGAGAGGCUCCUGCAGCAAGAGGAGGAACAGCUGCGCCGCCAGGAGCGCGACAGAAAGUUCCGUGAGGAGGAACAACUGCAGGAAGAGAAAGAACAGCUGCGCCGCCAGGAGCGCGACAGAAAGCUCCGUGAGGAGGAACGGCUGCGCCGCCAGGAGCGCGACAGAAAGUUCCGUGAGGAGGAGCGGCUCCUGCAGCAAGAGGAGGAACAGCUGAGCCGCCAGGAGCGCGACAGAAAGCUCCGUGAGGAGGAGCGGCUCCUGCAGCAAGAGGAGGAACAGCUGCGCCGCCAGGAGCGCGACAGAAAGCUCCGUGAGGAGGAACGGCUGCGCCGCCAGGAGCGCGACAGAAAGUUCCGUGAGGAGGAGCGGCUCCUGCAGCAAGAGGAGGAACAGCUGAGCCGCCAAGAGCGCGACAGAAAGUUCCGUGAGGAGGAACGGCUGCGCCGCCAAGAGCGCGACAGAAAGUUCCGUGAGGAGGAACAGCUGCGCCGCCAGCAGCGGGACGGUGCCUUCUCCCAGGAGGAACAACUGAGGCGCGCAGAGCAAGAGGAAGAACAGAGACGCCAGAGGCAGCGAGACAGGAAGUUCCUAGAGGGAGAGCAGAGCCUCCAGAAGGAAAGAGAGGAAGAAAAGCGACGCGACCCGGAGGAGGACCGGAAGUUCCGCGAGCAAGGAGAGCAGCUGCAGCGCGCGGGCCAGGAAGAGCUGAGGCGCCAGCUGGCGCGAGACCUGCAGUACCGGGCGGAGGAGCAGUUUGCAGCGGAGGAGAAGAGACGUCGGCAGGAACAAGAACUGCGCCCAGUAGAGCAGAGACGCCUGCAGGAGCGGGAGAGGAAAUUCCAGGAAGAAGAACAGCUGCGCCGCCAACAGCAGGAGGAGCAGAGGCGUCGCCAAGAGCGAGACCUGUGGCAGAGCCGCUGCCAAGUCUGGCAGGAGGACAAGGGCCGUCGGCAGGUCCUGGAGCCUGGGAAGCGGCAGGUUGCCAGCGCCCCGGUGCGCUCCAGCCCGCUCUACGAGUACAUCCAAGAGCAGAGAUCUCAAUACCGCCCUUAAGAGAUGCUGCCACAUGCCGACACCUGCCAAAGCUUCGCGCAAAGGAAAGUGAGAAUCACUGAGUACCAAAAGACUCACAUGUUUCUGGUUGUGGGAAGACCCUCUGAUGUUAGAAUAUCUCUUUUUUCCAAAAUCUUAAACUACACUCUUUCAUGUACUUUGUAAUCCUGCCUUUUUUCCUUCUUUACGUAGUUCAUUACUGCAGGAUGUCUUUGCUCUCUGGUGCAGAUGUGGUGUGCAUUUUUAAAACCGUAAGCCAUUUAAUUUGUUUGAGGAGUCUUGUUUGGGGAACACGUUCAUUUAUUGCUCUCAAAAGUAACAAGAAUAUUAUGUCGAUUUCAGAUUCAAAGGAAUUGAGUUUGUUUUUUUUUAUUGGUCGAUCCAUCUUGUGGAGAGUUCUGAUAUUUUUAAUAUACAAGUUGGUGUUUCUCCUCAGGUCUACAUUUUAUUAAUAUUUAGCUCCAAAUAGCCUCUCACUUCUUGUAGCAUAAUUAGCAGAUUCUGUGAGGGGACUGAAUUUUUACAACAACCUUUGGAUAGUGCAAGGGGAAUGGCUUCGCCACAAGAGCCCCUCGUGAAAUCGGCCCAGAACUGGAAUAAAUAUGUUAAGAAUAAGGUUUAGCUUGAAGGCUUAGAAUUUGAAUUCGAUUUUUUUUUACACUUAACUUCAUAAACAUUUAAAACCUCAUGAAGCAAAAGUAAGGUGUUUCUCAAACAACUCCAGAGCUCAAACUUUAAAACUGUGUCUGCUGUAGUCUGUAGUGCUCAGUUCUCUUCCCCCAGUCUUUCAUGAGCUAGAGAAUAGUACUACCUUUGUUAAUUUUAGCAGAGCGGGGACCUGCUCAGGAUCCUGUAGACAUCUGUCAUGCUGCAGGGCCAACAAGAGAUCACGGAGUGUUCGGGGGGAGGGAAAGGGAAAUAUUUGGGGACAUAGGGGCAAGUUCCUGAAGGCCCUUCGACAAGAGUCAGCCCACAAUCCUUUGAGGCCUACUGAUACUACCUUGGAGACAUGUUGAAAUAAUUGGACUGUGUAAAAAUUAGUAAUAAAUGCUUGGCAAACAAUUA